AUGCCUACACUCAAGCAGCGCUGGUCCGAGAGGACAUACCGAAUCUUCCACCGACAGUGGCCUCGGCCAGCCCACCGAGCCAUCUGGUGGCUCAUGGCUCUCGAGCUUGCCGGCCUCGUCCCCGCCCUCGUCAUCUACGGCAUCUCUCAGCCCGACCUGUACCGCACCAAGCUGUGGAGGAUCGGCUUCGAGAACAAGCUCAACUCAAACCCCAACAUCAUCCUUUACGCCUACGCCAACCACAAACCUCUUCCUCAUGUGGCCCUCGUCUGGUCCAGGACCUUGACCGACUUCAACGUCGCCAUCUCGGUCAUCUCCCUCUUCGUCCUCCUCACCAAGCUUAUUGCCUUCAUCAUGAAGUGGUGGUACCCGCUCAUCGCCCUCUUCGCCAACCUGGCUCUCACCAUCCUCUACCUCGUCAGCACGUACGGUCAGAUCGGCCCCGACUACACAGACGAGCGAUACCCGUCGCCCGUUGCGUGGUACCUCCGCUAUGGUUGCGAAAUGGCUAAGCCCUGGAAUGCGUACAACUCGUGUCGCAUCGCCCAGGGCUCCCUAUUUGUGUCCCUGUACAUGAUGGUCAUCUACCUCCUCAACUUCGGUUUCGCCUGCUGGGCAAUGAAGCCCAACAAGGAGCUCAACGAUGUGGAGGAUUUUGAUGACGAUGACUCAGUAUCGGGCCACGAGAUCAAGAACUGGGAGAUGCACAGCAUGAAGUCCUCGGUCGACAUCAGAGGCACGCCCUUCACCCCCCGAACCCAAGCCUUCCACGCCCUGGACAAUCGCCCUUCGUCCAGGUAUCGUUGA
Molecule: messenger RNA, 807 nt
Organism: Geosmithia morbida
Lineage: Eukaryota; Fungi; Ascomycota; Sordariomycetes; Hypocreales; Bionectriaceae
Exons: 3
Coding region: 1-807 (268 amino acids)
Source: RefSeq, a predicted model, not a curated record